CGUAGCGUAGUACGCAUCAGCCCUCCCUUCCCUCGAGGCCUCAGUAGUUAGCCACUACUAGCCACUAAACACCAGCAGCAGGGAGGAAUCAGAAGGCUGCCAUGAGGCAAGGAGGGGGCGGAGGCGACGGGGUGAGCCCCGGCAAUGUCCCGGUGUGCUACUACGGCGCGGGCGGGCGCGUGUCGGCCACCCUGGAGCGGCGGGUGCGCGCCGCCGAGGUGCUCCUGCGGUGCGCGGCGUGCGGCCUCGCCGUGCUGGCCGCCGCCCUCCUCGGCGCCGACCGCCAGUCCCGCACCUUCUUCUCCAUCCAGAAGGUCGCCCGGUACACCGACAUGCAGUCCCUCGUGAUCCUGGUGAUAGCAAGCGGAAUGGUUGCCUGUUACAGCCUGCUGCAGGGCGCGAGGUGCCUGGUGAGCAUUAUCAGGGGUGGCAUCCUUCUCAGCAGGCCCUUGGCAUGGGCGAUCUUCUCCUGUGAUCAGGUGAUGGCGUACGUGAUAAUCGGGGCGGUGGCGGUGGCGAUGGAGGCGGCGCUGCUGGGGAAGACCGGGGAGGUGGAGUUCCAGUGGAUGAAGACGUGCGAGCUGUACCAGCGGUUCUGCACGCAGGCGGGGGGCGGCGUCGCGUGCGCCGUCGCCGCCAGCGCCACCAUGGUCGGGGUCGCCCUCGUCUCCGCCUUCAACCUCUUCCGCCUCUACGGCCAUGGCAAGGGCAGCAGCAAGUGAACCCAAAGCCCUCGCUGCGUGCGUGCGUGCAUGCAUGCAUGGCCGGCCUCUGUUAGGUUUUAACGACACCGAAUCCGAAUCCAGUCCGGGGAGAGAACCGUACGUACGUAGCAAAUGUAGCUGCCGUCGCUCGUUUUUACUGUAGUUUGUUGGUGUUGACACGCAUGGUGUCAGUCAGCGUUAGCCAUAAGAAGAAGCUGUGGGAGACAAAAGCUAGACCGGUUUCUCUGUAUAUGAUGUCAAGUGAUCCACAAGGUGUUUGUAGACAGUAAUAAUACUAUGUGCGUAAUAAAAGAGGAGCAAGAAAGCGAUGUAGUGUCA
This is a messenger RNA of Triticum urartu, 1043 nucleotides long. Its product is annotated as CASP-like protein 2U2. NCBI's taxonomy places the organism in Eukaryota, Viridiplantae, Streptophyta, Magnoliopsida, Poales, Poaceae. The record is from RefSeq and is a predicted model, not a curated record.